UCCUCCCCCGCUAUUAACAAGUAGCCGAAUUUCAUUACAACCCCCCCACAUUACAACAACAAACCCGCACCACCACCACUUUGUCCAUCUUCCUCAUCUCACACCAACUCCCACAGACACACACAAACAAUGAACGCUUCCCAGUACAACGGCCAGUUCCACCGCGCCUCGGAGGCUGCCCCGGGCGUGCUCCUCCUCGAGUUCAACAGGCCUCCCGUCAACGCCUUCCACGACCCCAAGUGGCAGGAGCUGCGGCAGAUUAUUGAGCGUGCUUCCAAGUCUGGCGAGGUCCGUGUCAUCGUCCUGAGCUCGGCACUUGAGAGGUUCUUCUCUGCCGGCCUUGACCUCGACAACACUGGCAACAUCUCGGGUGGCCCAGUGUACGCCGACCCCGCUCGCCGUGCUCUUGCUCUCUACGACCACAUCUUGGAAUUCCAAGGCGCGAUCUCGUCGCUCCAGAAGGCCCGCCCUCCCGUCAUUGGUGCUUUCUACGGCUACUCGCUCGGCCUCGCCGUCGACAUUGCCUCUGCAUGCGACAUCCGCCUCGCUGCCGAGGACGUCAAGUUUGGCAUCAUGGAGGUCAAGGUCGGCCUCGCUGCCGACAUUGGCACUCUGCAGCGCUUCACCAAGGCGACCGGCAACGAGUCCAAGUCGCGUGAGCUCGCUCUCACCGGUCGCCAGUUUGGUGCCCAGGAGGCCAAGGACAUUGGAUUUGUCAGCGAUGUCGUCCCCGGCUCGCGGAAGGAGGUCAUUGGUGAGCGAUUGUUUGGCCCCUCCUCUGACGCGGUUAUAGCUGCGGCAAUCAAGCUUGCUACGGUCAUUGCCGCCAACAGUCCCGUUGCCGUUGUCAGCACCAAGCACAUUAUGAACCACGCCCGCGACCACACCGUCGAGGAGAGCCUCGAGUACCAGGCUGCUUGGAACAUGGCUAUGCUUCAGUCGGAGGACACUGUUCAGUCCAUGCUGGCUGUCCGUGCCAAGAGGACCCCUGUCUACAAGGCGAUCAACGCGACUGUUGAUCCCAAGGCCAAGUUGUAAAGCGACGAGAAGAAGGAUCAGGAUCAGAUGUAUUGUCAACAAUCAGAGCA
This is a messenger RNA of Vanrija pseudolonga, 1088 nucleotides long. RefSeq names its product Delta(3,5)-Delta(2,4)-dienoyl-CoA isomerase, mitochondrial (gene Ech1). The record is from RefSeq and is a predicted model, not a curated record. Gene Ontology annotation, cellular component: mitochondrion. Lineage: Eukaryota; Fungi; Basidiomycota; Tremellomycetes; Trichosporonales; Trichosporonaceae. Gene Ontology annotation, molecular function: delta(3,5)-delta(2,4)-dienoyl-CoA isomerase activity. The coding region runs from base 130 to 1038 and encodes 302 amino acids. The transcript has 9 exons.